This is a messenger RNA of Mesoplodon densirostris (Blainville's beaked whale), 3144 nucleotides long. RefSeq names its product nonsense-mediated mRNA decay factor SMG5-like. Gene Ontology annotation, biological process: nuclear-transcribed mRNA catabolic process, nonsense-mediated decay. Gene Ontology annotation, molecular function: telomeric repeat DNA binding; telomerase RNA binding; protein binding. Gene Ontology annotation, cellular component: telomerase holoenzyme complex. The record is from RefSeq and is a predicted model, not a curated record. Lineage: Eukaryota; Metazoa; Chordata; Mammalia; Artiodactyla; Ziphiidae.
AUGAGCCAAGGCCCCCCGACAGGGGAGAGCAGCGAGCCCAAAGCAAAGGUCCUCCAAACUAAGUGGCUUUACCGGGCUGUGGUGGAGGCCGUGCAUCGACUUGACCUCAUCCUUUGCAACCAAACCGCUUAUCAAGAAGUGUUCAAACCAGAGAACAUUAGCCUGAGGAACAAGCUGCGUGAGCUCUGCGUCAAGCUUAUGUUCCUGCACCCGGUGGACUGUGGGAGGGAGGCUGAGGAGCUGCUGUGGAGAAAGGUAUACUACGAAGUUAUCCAGCUUAUCAAGACUAACAAAAAGCAUAUCCACAGCCGGAGCACCUUGGAAUGUGCUUACAGGACACACCUGGUUGCUGGUAUUGGCUUCUACCAGCAUCUCCUUCUUUAUAUCCAGUCCCACUACCAGCUAGAACGGCAGUGCGGCAUCGACUGGACCCAUGUCACUGACCCCCUCAUAGGAUGCAAGAAACCAGUGUCUGCCUCAGGGAAGGAGAUGGGCUGGGCAUAGAUGGCAUGCCACGGAUGUCUAGUGUACCUGGGGGAUUUGCCACCAUCUCAGAAUGAAUUAGCUGGCGUAGACACUGAGCUGCUAGCUGAGAGCUUUUACUACCAAGCCCUGUCAGUGGCUCCCCAGGUUGAGCCCUUCAACCAGCUGGGCACCCUUGCCGGCAGCAAGUACUAUAACAUGGAAGCCAUGUAUUGCUACCUGCGCUGCAUCUAGUCAGAAGUGCCCUUUGAGGGGGUCUAUGGGAACCUCAAGCAGCUGUAUGACAAGGCAGCCAAAAUGUACCACCAGCUGAAGAAGUGCGAGACUCGGAAGCUCUCUCCCAGCAAGAAGCGAUGUAAAGACAUUAAGAGGUUGCUGGUGAACUUUACGUAUCUGCAAAGCCUCCUGCAGCCCAAAAGCAGCUCUGUGACUGACUCAGAGCUGACAUCACUUUGCCAGUCAGUCCUGGAGGACUUCAACCUCUGUCUCUUCUACCUGACCUCCUCACCCAACCUCAGCCUGGCCGGUGAGGAUGAGGAGGAGGAUGAGAGUGGAUAUGCUUUCCUCCCGGACCUUCUCAUCUUUCAAAUGGUCAUCAUCUGCCUUAUGGGUGUGCACAGCUUGAAGAGAGCAGGAUCCAAGCAGUACAGUGCAGCCAUUGCCUUCACCCUGGCCCUCUUCUCCCACCUUGUCAAUCGUGUCAACGUAUGGCUGCAAGCUGAGCUGGAAGAGGGCGAGAAUCCCGUCCCCGCAUUCCAGAGUGAUGGCACAGAUGAACCAGAGUCCAAGGAACCCUUGGAGAAGGCGGAGGAGCCGGGUCCUGAGCCUCCUCUUGCAGCAUCUCAAGAUGGCGAGGUCAGAAAGAGCCGGAAGUUCUCCCGCCUCUCCUGCCUCCGCCACCGGCGCCACCCACCCAAAGCUGGUGAUGACAGUGACCUGAGUGAAGGCUUUGACUCAGACUCGAGCCAUGACUCAGCCCGGGCCAGUGAGGGCUCAGACAGUGGCUCCGACAAGAGCCUUGAAGGUGGGGGAACGGCCUCUGAUGCCGAGACAGAUUCAGAAAUGAACAGCCAAGAGUCCCGAACAGACCUGGAAGACAUGGAGGACGAGGAAGGGACACGGUCCCCAGCCCUGGAGCCACCUCGGGCCAGGUGAGAAGCUCCUGAAUCCCUCAACGGCCCACUGGGCCCCAGUGAGGCCAGCAUUGCCAGCAAUCUACAAGCCAUGUCCACCCAGAUGUUCCAGACUAAACGCUGCUUCCGACUGGCCCCCACCUUUAGCAACCUGCUCCUCCAGCCCACCACCGAAGCUCCCACCUUGGCCAGCUGCAGGCCCUGUGUCAAUGGGGAUGUGGACAAGCCCUCAGAGCCAGCCUCUGAAGAGGGCUCUGAGUCGGAGGGAAGUGAGUCUAGUGGGCGCUCCUGUCGGAAUGAGCGCAGCAUCCAGGAGAAGCUGCAAGUCCUUAUGGCCGAAGGCCUGCUUCCUGCUGUGAAAGUCUUUCUGGACUGGCUACGGACUAACCCCGACCUCAUCACUGUGUAUGCGCAGAGCUCUCAAAGUCUGUGGAACCGCCUGUCUGUGUUGCUUAAUCUGUUGCCAGCUGCUGGCGAACUCCAAGAGUCUGGCCUGGUCCUGUGUCCUGAGGUCCAGGAUCUUCUUGAAGGUUGUGAACUGCCUGACCUCCCGUCUAGCUUGCUGCUCCCAGAGGACAUGGCACUUCACAACCUGCCUCCCCUCCAGGCUGCCCACAGACGCUUUAACUUUGACACGGAUCGGCUCUUGCUCAGCACCUCAGAGGAGACGGUCGUGCGCAUCUGCUGCAUCCGCAGCUUUGGCCACUUCGUUGCCCGCCUGCAAGGCAGCAUCCUGCAGUUCAACCCAGAGGUCGGCAUCUUCGUCAGCAUCGCCCAGUCUGAGCAGGAGAGCCUGCUGCAGCAGGCCCAGGCCCAGUUCCGCACGACACAGGAGGAAGCUCGGCGGAACAGGCUAAUGAGAGACAUGGCCCAGCUACGACUUCAGCUCGAGGUUUCUCAGCUGGAAGGGAGCCUGCAGCAGCCCAAGGCCCAGUCAGCAAUGUCCCCCUACCUCGUCCCCGACACCCAAGCCCUUUGCCACCACCUCCCUGUCAUCCGCCAGCUGGCCACCAGUAGCCGCUUCAUUGUCAUCAUCCCAAGGACAGUGAUCGAUGGCCUGGAUUUGCUGAAGAAGGAACAGCCCGGGGCCCGGGAUGGGAUCCGAUACCUGGAGGCAGAGUUUAAAAAAGGGAACAGGUACAUUCGCUGCCAGAAAGAGGUGGGGAAGAGCUCUGAGCGGCAUAAGCUGAAGAGGCAGGAUACAGAUGCCUGGACGCUCUACAAGAUCCUGGACAGCUGCAAACAGCUGACUCGGGCCCAGGGGGCAGGUGAGGAGGACCCGAGCGGCAUGGUGACCAUCAUCACAGGCCUUCCACUGGACAACCCCAGCAUACUCUCAGGCCCUAUGCAGGCAGCCUUGCAGGCCGCUGCACAUGCCAGUGUGGACAUCAAGAAUGUUCUGGACUUCUACAAGCAGUGGAAGGAGAUUGGUUGAGACCGACCCCCAGGCCCUGCAGCGGGGCUGACUCCAGAUCUCUCCUGCCCUCCCUGGCAGCCAGGACCACCACCUGUAGUCACCCCACCAUAC